ACUAGUAUAAUGCUGAUUUUGUGUUUCUGAAUGAACCCAAAAUGGAGAAGGAACGCAGCAAUCCUGAAGAAGAACACACUUUCUCUUUGUUUCAAUUAGAUCCUGUGUUUCUCCAAAGAAUUCUUGCUAGGAAUCCUUCUCUAAGGAGGAAUUCUUCGCAUUACUGCGGGAGUCGCAUCGGCGACACUCCUUUCCAAUGGGAAGUGCAGCCGGGCACCACAAAAAAUCCACCCAACAAGGAGGGAGAGCCGCCCAUACUCAUGCCGGUGAAGAAAACUUCUGAUGAAUUCGGGUUUUUUGAUUCAGAUGCCGAUGAUGGCAAGUCCUCGUUUGAUCUUUCGGGAUCUUCGUCGUCGUCUUCGUUGUCGUCAAAUCUGCCGCCACCACCGCCGCCCCCUGCAGUUAGUCCUCAAGUCAAUUUUAAGCCUUGGAUUGCUCCGAUACCUAGAAUAUCAUCUUUUUGGAAGAAAAAAUCUUCGAAAAAACAUCAUGGCAAAAGGGCUUAGGCAAAAUCAAGAGGGUUACAGCCAUUUUCGCUUUCAUUUUUGGAGUUAAUCUCCAUAGCUUCGAAAUUAGUAUUAGUUUAGGUAUUCAUGUAUUACUACGUUAAAGUACAGUAUAUUUAUGAAUUUAUUAAUAUAUUUUUAAUAAAUAAUCGGUCUAUAAAUUACUUUUUGAUUA
Rubroshorea leprosula is the source of this 681-nucleotide messenger RNA. Lineage: Eukaryota; Viridiplantae; Streptophyta; Magnoliopsida; Malvales; Dipterocarpaceae. The record is from the annotation of a GenBank genome assembly.